UCUGUAGACGUUAGACGGUCUGAAGUUUCAAAAGUAGAAUUUGUUGGUGUAAUAUGGCUAAAGUUACGUGCAUAGUCCUCUUUGUAGUAGGUGUGAGUCUGAGUAGUAUUCAAGCAGAUGAUGGCAAGAAUGAAUCUGAGGUUGAGAUAGACGUGAAUCAGAUCAUAGACGACUGUAUCGAGGAGUAUCAUAUACCACGUCGACUAUUUUUAGCAGCUGCGGAGACGGGUAGCACCCAUGCACUUACCCCAUGUUUUUGGAGUUGCUGCUUCAAGGGAGUUGGUGUUCUGAAUAGUGAAGGUCAAUACGACAUUGAUGCUACAUUGGACUUGUCCAAGAAAAUUUUUACAGAUCACGAGUACGAAAAAGUUGAAAUAAUCGUAAAAAAAUGUGAAUCAGAGAACGGUGCAUCAGUAAGCAAUGGCAAUAUUGAAUGUGAAAAGAGUGGUUUACUAGCAGAUUGCUUAUUCGAUAAUGCAAAGAAACACUUCCCAAAUACGUUUCGUGUUGAUUAUUAAUAUUUUAAUAACACUUUUUCCGAAAUACGCGAAUGAAAUAUUAAACGUUAAAAUACACUGAAUGUUAUAUAAUUAAUUUGAUCCUACAAAUGAACCGCACAGAGGGCCGCAUCAAUGCAGCACACGGCGGUAGGCCGUGAGAUAUUUGUCAUUAAAUAUUUUAACGAAUACCUCCAUAUAAACUUGCUUACUUUGUCGUAAUAAAUUAUUAUGUUAAUGUUAAAAUCCUAAAAUUGUGACCGCUAUUACAACCUCUUGUUGCUCUUGGACAAAUCAA
This is a messenger RNA of Spodoptera litura, 795 nucleotides long. RefSeq lists its product as uncharacterized. The record is from RefSeq and is a predicted model, not a curated record. NCBI's taxonomy places the organism in Eukaryota, Metazoa, Arthropoda, Insecta, Lepidoptera, Noctuidae. Gene Ontology annotation, molecular function: odorant binding.